Molecule: messenger RNA, 1401 nt
Organism: Cajanus cajan (pigeon pea)
Lineage: Eukaryota; Viridiplantae; Streptophyta; Magnoliopsida; Fabales; Fabaceae
Product: WAT1-related protein At5g47470
Cellular component (GO): membrane
Molecular function (GO): transmembrane transporter activity
Source: RefSeq, a predicted model, not a curated record
GGCAUGCACGCACAUGCACGCAGCCAAAGGAAUUUCCUGUCAAGAAACGAAGACUGGUAGAAACAACCAACCUGGUGAAGGGUAGCUCACUUCUAACUCAUCACAACGCUGUUACCACAAACAUAUACUAUUUUUUCAUAUACACAGCGCAAGAGAAUGAAGGGAGGAGGCUAGGAUGGCCUAUAUGUCCUCUCUUUUUCAUUUUCAUUUUGUGGGAACAAUUCAUAUUAUUAUCAUGAAUGGAGGAAUAACCAUGCAAGAUUUAGUUAUCAUUGGAGGCUUGAUUGCCUUGCAAUCUGUUUACGCUGGGAAUGCUGUGUUUCUCAGUUAUCUUAUGUCUUUGGGCCUUGAAUCUCUUACCAUUGUCAUUUUUACUUCCUUUGCUACCUUCCUUCUCCUCCUCCCCCUUGCCUUCUAUUUUGAAAGGUGUAAAUGGCCCACCAAAGUUACUUUCAAGUUGUUUUUACAGUUUCUCUUGCUUUCCUUUGGAGGGGUAACAUUGUUCCAGUCUCUACUCCUUAAAGGAAUCAGUCUAACCUCACCAGCAAUGGGAACUGCCAUGCCAAACCUUGCACCAGCUCUUAUCUUCAUCAUCGCAUGGAUUUUUCGGUUGGAAAAAGUGAAAUUAAGCUGCACAUAUAGUAGAGUGAAAAUCGUUGGCACAUUGCUUUGUGUCUUAGGGGCUCUCACAAUGAGCAUAAUGCAAAGCAUCUCUAAACCUCCGUCCGCUAAAGAGGGAACAAUUCAAGUGUCAUCUCCAUCACCCAAUGUAACGUUUGACAAAGACAAGUUAAUCGGUUGUCUCUAUCUUUUGGCUGCAAUCCUCAUAUUGUCAAGCAACAUUGUCUUACAGGCCUUUACUCUAGCAGAUUUUCCUGCACCCAUGUCCUUGUGUGCAUUAACUUCCUUUUUAGGAACGUUCAUGACUGCCGCAGUUCAAGUAGUUGAAGAUCACGAAUUCAAAACUGGAUGGCCAUUUGUUAGUGUUAGAGACAUGAUUGGCUAUUCUCUUCUGGCAGGUACAGUGAGUGGAAUAUGCUUGAGCUUCAAUUGUUGGGCUCUUGAGAAGAGAGGCCCAGUGCUGGUUUCCAUGUUCAGCCCCAUUGCCACAGUCUGCUCUGUCAUUUUCUCGGUUGUUACUUUAGGACAGACCAUUAGUAUUGGAAGCUUUGCGGGUAUGCUACUCAUGUUUGUUGGGCUCUACUUUGUGCUUUGGGCCAAAGGUAAAGAAGACCAUGCAUAUGGAGGUGGUUUAGAGAAUGAGUGUGAUGCAGAGAAGCCUCUCUUAAGUUGACGUGGUUUUUACUUUCAAAUGUCAGAGUGUAGGAUGUACUUAUUUUGUAGAUAGAAACAGUGUAAAUAGAAUCCAUCUUAAUUUAAUUAAGAAAGGCUUUGGGAUAA